AUGAGCGGUGCAACUUCGAGCGAGGCCAGGGUGGUGGAUAUGAUAAGCAACCAAGACCACUCGGAGGAGAGGGCAAAGUUCUUACACCGCAACUUGGUGACUCGGUCGAUUCGAGAGAGGAUGACGCGAUCGCACUCGUUGCAAGAUCGACUGUCAAGCGUCUGCUUGGAGACAAGUGGCAGAUUGGAUACGCUUUCAUCGCGAUCCGUUGGCGCGAUUGCUCAAGUGCUUUCGAGUGAGGUAUCGGACCCUGUCGCGGUGAGUCAGUCAGACUUGAUGCAGGCAUGGACGUCGAUCUCUCCGCCUGCAUUUCCAGAUUCACCAGCGUACACGGCGUGCUACUGCGAGGAAAACGUGUAUCUGCUCACCCGGCAUCUGUCGGAUCAGCUGCAGCUGAUCAACCAUGCCGCAGUCAACAUCGCGGACGUCCAGCGAAAAACGCGAACCUCAACAAUACCGAAACGAAGCGGACGCACUUCCGCGUCCGCCUCGGACUCGACCUCGGCUUGCGCUUGCCCUGCAACGCAUUCGGUGUUCGUUCCCGUCUGGGACGUCGAUGUGGUAUUCAUGAGCAAUCCCACAAAGAGCGUGCUGCUGUACCAGCAACAUGCUUCUAAAUUGGCCAAUGCCGGUUGGCCAGUGAUAUGGGACUACCAUGUGGUGGCAGUGGCUACGUGUAGCUUACUUCCAUUAGACCAACUGGUAAGCGUGGACGGUGGCAUUGUGGAGCCACGCUGGUUUGCGCGCAAAGCGGGUUGGUGCAGAAGCUGGGUGUACGACUUGGACUCGCGUCUCACCAACGUUACGACUUCGAGAAGCGUUGUCGAAUGGCGAGAGUACAACGAGCAGACAUUUCGCGCAUCUCAACCAAUCGCGUCGCACUUUGAAGCGCGAUUCCGCUGCAUACGCGCCAACGAGUUCCUAGCUCACUUUGCCAGUGAUCGGAGCCACAUGCUCUCGCGCUCCUCGAGCGCAACUCAACCAGCCUGGGCUGCUGAUCCUCCAAAAUGGAAGUGCAUCAUCGGCACGCAAGCCAAACGUGAUGGAGUAGUCAACAAUUUGAUGGACAAGUACGUGGAUGUAGGCGCACAUCAAGACGAUGAACGGUAUGGUGUUGUAUGGGAUGCAAGUACGUGGUUUUCCAGCGAAUGUCGGCCGCGAUGCCCAACUGGAUGGUUGGGAGACUCAAUAGGCAAUCUUGCCAACCGAGCAUCCGCAACACCGCCGAUCGUGCACAGUGGUGCACGGACAGAUUCGUCCAUGCAACCGCGCCAGCGUGCAAGUCGCACUUCACAAUCAUCGUCAUCGUCCCAGCAGUACAACUCACAACUAUCGUCGCCAAUCGCACCACCAGCAGCACCAACAGCCGGCGGCCGCAUCGCAUCUCCCCUCUUUCCAGCUUAUCUGCAUGCUUCCCAGCAACACCGCUCUCAGCUCAAUCCUGCGUCUAAGCCUUAUUCCCCAACCUCCUUCUCCGCUCCAUUGUAA
Molecule: messenger RNA, 1488 nt
Organism: Mycosarcoma maydis (corn smut)
Lineage: Eukaryota; Fungi; Basidiomycota; Ustilaginomycetes; Ustilaginales
Exons: 1
Coding region: 1-1488 (495 amino acids)
Cellular component (GO): cytosol; nucleus
Molecular function (GO): protein-N-terminal asparagine amidohydrolase activity; protein-N-terminal glutamine amidohydrolase activity
Source: RefSeq, a predicted model, not a curated record